AUGCUGCUGUGCUCGGUCAACGACAAGAGAUGGACAAAAGAAAACACCAGUCAGCCAGCUAGCCCAAACCAAACCAAAACGUACUGAUGUUAUCCUCUGUGGUUCUUUUAAGCCUUGCUGCAGUGGAGCUAAACUGACCACCCAUUCCUAUGGAGAUAAAAGAGAACUGGGCUCAUGAGGAUUGCUGGGCUCACACAAAGUGGGACAUCCACCAACGCCAGCACCAGGCACUGGAGUACAGAUAACACUACUGCUACCACCACCGUAAGAGAAGGACCAUUAAGUGAGGGCCAGCCAACGUUCCCUUCAGCAGGGAGACAGUCAAGGGCAGGAGACACAGGAGUCCUACUGGCAGACAGGAGUUGGAGACAGCCAGCACCAGCUCCUCCUAAGCUAAACCAUGAUCCCCAUCACUGAGCUGCGUUACUUCGUAGACUGCCAGCCUGCCUACCGCAUCCUAAAACCAUGGUGGGACGUCUUCACCGAUUAUAUCUCCAUCGUCAUGCUCAUGAUCGCUGUGUUUGGGGGGACGCUGCAGGUCACCCAGGACAAGAUGAUUUGCCUGCCCUGCAAGUGGGUGGUCAACCAGACCUGCAGGAGGUCUUUCAACGCAUCUUUGUCGGCCCCGCUGUUUUUGGAGCCCAAAGGGAUCCAAUACAAUCUGGACCGGCACCAGUACAACUACGUAGAUGCCGUUUGCUACGAGAACCGCCUGCACUGGUUUGCCAAGUACUUCCCCUACCUAGUUCUAUUGCACACACUCAUCUUCCUGGCGUGCAGCAACUUCUGGUUCAAGUUCCCCCGGACCAGCUCCAAACUGGAGCACUUUGUGUCGAUUCUGCUGAAGUGCUUCGACUCUCCCUGGACCACCCGGGCCCUGUCUGAGACAGUGGUGGAGGAGAGCGAUCCCAAGCCCAUGAAGAUGAAUGGCUCUAUGGACAAGAAGGCGUCAAGCGUCAGCGAGGACGUGGAGGCCAGCGUCCCCAUGCUCCAGAGGACCAAGUCACGCCUGGAGCAGGGUAUCGUGGAUCGCACCGAGACCGGCGUCCUGGACAAGAAAGAAGGCGAACAGGCCAAGGCCCUGUUUGAAAAAGUGAAGAAGUUCCGCUUGCACGUGGAAGAGGGGGACAUCGUGUACAGGCUCUACAUCCGGCAGACCAUAAUCAAAGUCAUCAAGUUCAUUCUGAUCAUCUGCUACACGGGUUAUUACGUGCACAACAUCCAGUUCAGCGUAGACUGCAGCGUGAACAUUGAGAGCCUCACGGGUUACAGGAUGUACCGGUGCGCUCACCCACUGGCCACGCUGUUCAAGAUCCUCGCCUGCUUCUACAUCAGCCUGGUGGCAGUGUAUGGCUUCAUCUGUGUCUACACCCUCUCCUGGAUGCUGCGCCGCUCACUUAAGAAGUACUCCUUCGAGUCCAUACGAGAGGAGAGCAGCUAUAGCGACAUACCGGACGUGAAGAAUGACUUCGCCUUCAUGCUGCACAUGAUCGACCAGUAUGACCCACUGUACUCCAAGCGCUUCGCCGUUUUCCUGUCCGAGGUGAGCGAGAACAAGCUGCGCCAGCUUAACCUGAACAACGAGUGGACCCUGGACAAGCUGAGGCAGAGGAUCACCAAGAACUCCCAGGAGAAACUGGAGCUGCACCUGUUCAUGCUCAGCGGAAUUCCAGACACCGUGUUUGACCUGAUGGAGCUGGAGGUGCUGAAGCUGGAGCUCAUCCCAGACAUCACAAUCCCUCCCAUCAUCGCCCAGCUGGUCAACCUGAAGGAGAUGUGGCUGUACCACACCCCGGCCAAGAUCGAGGCCCCGGCUCUGGCCUUCCUCAGGGAGAACCUCAAGUCCCUCCACAUCAAGUUCACGGAUAUCAAGGAGAUCCCUCUGUGGAUCUAUAGUUUGAAGAACCUGAGCGAGCUGCAUCUGACCGGGAACCUGAGCGCAGAGAACAACCGAUAUAUUGUUAUUGAUGGGCUACGGGAGCUGAAAAGGCUCAAGGUUCUCCGGCUGAAGAGCAACCUGACCAAGCUACCUCAGGUGGUAACGGAUGUGGGGGUGCACCUCCAGAAGCUGUCGGUCAACAACGAGGGCACCAAGCUGAUGGUGCUCAACAGCCUGAAGAAGAUGGUAAACCUGACUGAGCUGGAGCUUAUCCGCUGUGACCUAGAGCGCAUCCCGCACUCCAUCUUCAGCCUGCACAACCUGCAGGAGAUUGACCUUAAGGACAACAACCUGAAGACCAUUGAGGAGAUCAUCAGUUUCCAGCACCUGCACCGACUGGUUUGCCUUAAACUCUGGUACAACCAGAUCGCCUACAUUCCCAUCCAGAUUGGCACACUUAAUAACCUGGAGAGGCUCUAUCUGAACAGGAACAAAAUCGAUAAGAUCCCCAGCCAGCUGUUUUACUGUCGUAAGCUGCGGUUCUUGGAUCUGAGCCACAACAACCUCACCUACAUCCCAGCGGACGUGGGGUACCUCCAGAACCUCCAGUACCUAGCUGUCACAGCGAACCGAAUCGAGACCCUGCCCAACGAGCUGUUCCAGUGUAAGAAGCUCCGUACCCUGAACCUGGGGAACAACUGCCUGACGUCUCUGCCGUCGCGCUUUGGGGAGCUGACCGGGCUCACUCAGCUUGAGCUGAGGGGGAACAGGCUGGAGUGUCUGCCCGUGGAGCUGGGGGAUUGCAGGCAGCUGAAGAGGACAGGCCUGGUGGUCGAGGAGGACCUGUUCAACACCCUGCCCACCGAGGUGAAGGAGCAGCUGUGGAAGGUGGACAAGGAGACGGCUUGAGCGGUCGUAAAGAGCUGAACGCGAACUCCGUCGAAGCGGAUGCGAGACACAAGCCCGGAGGACGGGGAGGACCACGCGGACCCAGAUAGCUCCCCAACGGAGCUAGCCCUGCUUAUUCUGAGUGUGCUCUUCUGCCUGGCUGCCCUUCAGGGGUGUCGACUCUACCGUCCUGUCGCCAUGUUACUUAUUUUAUCCAGAUUGUUGUUUUAAGUCUACAUUGGUAUAGUUUUAAACAAAAUUUUAACAGGGGCAUUAAUGAGAAGCUGUUAAUGUUACCAGAUGUGUGUGCUUUAAAUAAGAGAAUUUGAGAUGUAAUUUCGACUGUUGCAUGUGACAUUUCAAAAAAGAUGCUAACGCUACAUUUUUGGAAGAGGAAAGACUUGAAUAAUUAGCCAGCAGAUGCUUUUUCUGCAGGCAGGCAGUGUUCUUGUCAUUCAGACAGGGUAUAUUAUCCUGUCAUAUCCCUUAGUAAUCCACUUAUAUAUUCCUAGACAGUGUUCCACCCUUAAUCUCGAUUUUCUAUCGAUGGGUGCUAAACAAUGGUUUCCGUGUUUACAGAAAGGGAACACGGAUGAAGAGAGGGAAGUCCUUUUUCCAUUUCAGUAUUUCUUUUUUUAUCUAGUCCACGGGAGGGUUGUAUAUGUUUUUCAAUUGAAAUUCACAUUUUUCUCAUUUUUUUAAAAGUUGUUUAUAAUAUCUCAACAUGUGCCCGAUUGCACCCUGCAUCUCCGUGCUCCGCUGGGCACGAAAUAUCAAGUGUGCCUAUAGGCUAUUUAGUGUGGUCUAAAACAAACAAUCUAUAGCCUGUAGGCUUUGGGUUGGUUCAAUUUGCUUGAACUGUCACUACGUUAAGAAAAGGUCUUUACUGAAUGUCAUCUGCCCCCAAAACAUUGGUGAACAGUUUAAGUGUUAGGCAGGGUCAAACCUUUUCAUUUCGGAGGGUUCAAAGUUCCUUCAAGCACACUUUAUUAUAAAUAAUAUUUGCUAUGCCAUGAGAGAUUUAAUGUAGCAAGGACUGUGAACGUUUAACCAGUGGAAAAUAUUUUUGUUGUCCCUAGUUCGGUCCUGUGCUCAUUACUCUGACGUGUGCACAACAUGAGAAUUUCAGAUAAGAAAAGGUGGGGAAAAUGUCAAAGGGACUGUUCCACUCCUAGCAAGAUUCAUAGAGUUGAAAUACUCUUAUGAGUGUUACUUUGCUCACUGACUAACAUUUAUUUAGAAUGCUUUAUAGAGAAACAAACAAAACCAUAACACUGUUGCUUAUCAGACUCAACGGGCAUUUGAGGAAUAACCUAGUGCUUUCUACAUUGAUCAAUAGACAAGACGGGUUUAUUUUAACAGUAAAUUAUCUUUAUCGUCUUGGCAUUAAGAACUGAAAUAUGCUGCUUUUGUUUGGUGGGGAAAAUCUUUACUGAAAUUGUGGCAUUGUGUCCUCUACAUUUAUUGGACUGAGGUCACUGUAAGGAAAGAUGGGCAUUGUUUCAGAUAUUAUGCCUUAAAAUAAGUUAAUUUCAUAGUUACGUUAUCAGGGAUAAAAAAAAUGUGUGUGCAACAAUAUGCCAUUAUUGACUGAAAUAGUAUGGGUCACAAUUCCCAUAAAACCAUAAAACCACAAUUCCCACAAAACAUGAAAAGCGGUUGUUUGCAUUUUUACACCAUUAUUUCUAUGGGUAGUUUCUAGAACUAAUUCAAAAAAAGAGUCUGUGUUUCAAGUUCCCCUCUGUGCUUUGUUUACUGUAAAUACAUAUAGGGCAAGUUGAAUUUAUGAAUAUAUUCACCUGUAUUUAGCCAAUUAUGUUUUUGUAGAGUGAAAUGAUGCAUACAUAUUCACAAACGUCACCUUGUCCUGAAGAUAUUUACAUAGUUAUCAAAUACGGAGUCAGCAUAAGCUUAAACGUAACACAGACCUUAUUUGAAGUGAAUCUGAAAUUGAAUGGUGAAAUGCAAAAAGAACCAGCUUCGCAUUUCAUCGCUAGGUUGCUGGGGAUAAGACAGGUGGACUAUUUCAGUAAAUGGUUAGCUAUGCCUAUAUUCCAAUAGAAAGAAUGUUAUUUCUGUCUGCAGGCUCAAAUCAAUAUAUUUUGCAGUGUGCUUAACUAGUAGAUUUGUAGUAACCAUAUACUACAAUCAAGGAAAUUACAUAAACAAGUUGAAUCCCGUCUGUCCUUUACCCUGACUGUCAAUGUACAGUUUCACUACUUCAGUAAAGCAUAACCAUAACUAUGGACAGGGAUCUUGUUAAUUAAAUUUCUUUUUUUGUCAUUUCCAGAAUUAAGGACCUUUGUCUAGGUGCCAUAUGCUACCAGUUGCCUACUGUUUCAUGGGUUUGAAUAGAGACCUUUUUACGACUCCGUGGAGAAGAAUGAUAUAGUGUGUCCAGAAUGGCUCCCUGUAUAUUGUGUUGUAGGGGUGCCAUUUGUUUCAAAUCAUUCAAUUUUGCUCAUAUUAAUCUGACAACCAUUUGUUUUCAAUUUCUGUUUCUGUGGACUAAAGUCAAUAAUAAUGUUCUUCUGGAGAAAAAACUAAUGUCUGGCUGGCUUUUCCAGGUUUGGCUCAGUGAGCAUGAUGCAAUGAUUCCUGGCUUCAAAAUGUUUGGUCGACGCGUGCAUAAAAGGAGUCUGCUUUUUAUCACAAAAUCACCAUUAUCUCACAGUGACAAUGAACAGUGGAUGAACAAAAAGAUGAACCAAAUAUGCACAGUGGUCUAAUGACUGAAGGACAACAAAUACAUCAUAGUAAUGAUGGGUGAACUUGGCAUUGCGUGUCACUAUUUGCUAGUGUGAAAUGUGUGUUUCUUCUGGUCAAAGCUUACUACCGUAUGAUCACCCAGUAACGGGAUUAUUUAAAUAUGGUAUGCCUGAACAUUGGAAGGGAUGAGAAUAAGAAAGGGUUUUAUGAAAAUAUAUACGUAUAUUACACUUGAUGGAUGAAAUCAUCUUAUGUAUACUAAGAGGACAGCCUCAGUUAGGCAAAUGCACAAAUAAUACAGUGUGCAGUGUACUUCUGUCAUUGUGCAGCCUAAUUUCCUCAGCAGUGCUAUGCUAACAUUGACAAUCAGCUCUAAUUUCAUAUUUUGUUAUGUUUUGAUGGAAGUAUGUACCUAUAUAUACACCUGUAGAAAUCCAUAGAAAGUGAGACAGUUCCAACAGUAGGGGCCAAAACCUGGUCUAGGAAGCAUUUCAUCUCAACAUAUUUUCUCUGAAGAGGUUUUCAUUGCUGGACUAGAAGGAAUCUCUGUCUAGUCUAACAGCCCUAGAUGAGUCCCGCUCCUAAUCAAGUGUGAUUCUUCAAGGUGUGUCUCCUUGUAUCUCGUUCAUUAUGGAAACUGAAUUCAGAGCACAGAUAAAACUAUUUAAAGUAACUGUCCAGUGAAAAUCUCACUUUUAAAAGUAAUUUUUCUGUUUUCAAAUAGUAUUUGUGGCCUACACGUAAAAUCACGUAAAGUAAUCGCAAAAGAAAAUCUCAAACUAGUCGUUUGAAAAUAAUUGCUCAUUCCCUUUAAGACACCUAAUGAAAUUGCAUUUUUGGGAAGGAAAGCUAUAUCAGUCAUCUUGUUAUUAAUUGUAGAUCAUAUUUCAUAGAAAUCUGGAAACACUAGACAAUUACCUAUAAUGAGGUGUUUGGAUUUUAUUUCUUACAUGUACUCACAAACCUAGCUAAAUCAAUUUUGUUGAAGCAAUUACUUUUUUUUUGAUUGGUCAACAUGUUGAUUUCAUAUUGAUGUUUUCUGAAUUGGGUAGCAUAAUGGAGUGGUAAACUCAAUGCAAGCAAUUUUCUGCUGAAUAUUAAGAUAGGUUUAGACCCAUUUUUCUUCAGUGUUGACAGCUAUCAGUGCAGUACACUUAAACCUCAGGAAAUGGACAUUGUUUUAUCUUUGCAUUUUUUUCUGCAUAAAUUGCCUACUUUUGUUUUUAUUCCACUCAGUAUUUUAUUUUACACAGUUGUUAUACCACACAUUUUUUAUAUUUCUAUAUUUUUUUAAACAUUAUUUUCUAGUUGUAUUAGGAUUUAAUAUAAUAUUUAAUAUUAAUUGAUGGUUCGAAUUUAUAUGUCGAACUUUGAAGAAAAAAUAAAUCUGAAAUCGUACAUCACACAUGACCAUUUAUGUCUCCUGUGUAUUCACCUGUAUUUCAUCAGAAUUUAACAGUUGUUUUUCUGUUCCUCACUUGAAUUAACUAGAUGAGGAAAGUCGUAGAUUUAUUCCCAAUGUAGUUGUGUCAAAUCUUAAUGCAUCGUUAUCGCCCUACCUUUUCUCCUUUACUCCUUCAUUCUUGUUAUGAAAUUACAGUAUAAUAAAUGUAAUUAUGCACA
Messenger RNA from Esox lucius (northern pike), 7099 nucleotides. RefSeq names its product leucine rich repeat containing 8 VRAC subunit Ab (gene lrrc8ab). Lineage: Eukaryota; Metazoa; Chordata; Actinopteri; Esociformes; Esocidae. The transcript has 9 exons. The coding region runs from base 401 to 2788 and encodes 795 amino acids. Gene Ontology annotation, molecular function: protein binding. The record is from RefSeq and is a predicted model, not a curated record.